Neoarius graeffei (lesser salmon catfish) is the source of this 3265-nucleotide messenger RNA. It is a transcript of the gene tlr18, whose product is annotated as toll-like receptor 18. The transcript is spliced from 2 exons. Gene Ontology annotation, molecular function: transmembrane signaling receptor activity; protein binding. Gene Ontology annotation, biological process: toll-like receptor signaling pathway; immune response; inflammatory response. Lineage: Eukaryota; Metazoa; Chordata; Actinopteri; Siluriformes; Ariidae. The record is from RefSeq and is a predicted model, not a curated record. Gene Ontology annotation, cellular component: membrane. Bases 181 to 2649 code for a protein of 822 amino acids.
CACACACACACACACACACUUUUUUUCCCCACAAAGGAAAGGAAAGAAGUUGCAAUACUGGAUAUUUGCCAUUUAUAAGGACGUCUGAGGUGAGGAAUUUUGAGACACAGAAGCAGAAAAGAAGAAACAGCAUCUCUAUUUUCUGCUGUUGUGUUUGAUUUUCUAACCAAGGAAUUAAGGAUGCCAUCCACCUUCUGGACCAUUGCAGUCUCGUCACUGCUUUUAAUGGUCAGAUCUGCAGUUCUGGUCAAUGUAGAGAAAAAUGCUCAGCUCUGUUCCUUUAGGAGGGACACUUCCAAGGACCUUACCAACAGCAACUUGAACAUGAUACCAUCAGACUUACCAGAUGACACUGAAUACUUAGAUGUCUCCGGAAACAAUAUUUCUAGUAUCAUCCAUGAUAACCUCUACAGACUCACUCGCCUGUGUUUCCUCAAGAUCACGCACUGUGGCCUUCGAUUCAUCUCCCAUGAUGCCUUUUAUAACAACUCAGAACUCAAGGUUCUCAAUAUUUCCUACAACCCACUGAUUGUGAUACCGUACUUGCCUCUGCCACAGCUUAGGAUCUUAGAUCUUUCCGGCAAUGAUUACGACAGCUAUACUCUUCCAGCUUUUUUCAGUAACUUGACAUAUCUUACUACCUUUGCAAUAGGAAGUCCAAACGUAACAUCACUUGAAAUAGAUGACUUGGCACCACUUCGAAAUACAAAUUUAAAACAAUUCACAUUUGGAGGUGGCACUAUGAUGCAAAAAUAUGAAACUGGUUCUUUUGCCCAACUUAGAUCAUUGGAGGAAGUGUCUCUGAGAGUGACAUUCUGUCAUAAUUUUGAUAUUUUCAAAAGCAUGUCGAAGGACCUUGACCAAACACAUACAAAGAGAAUUAGGCUGAUCAAGCUCUUUCCAGAUCAGUGUACAAUUACAAGUGAUCCUUUCGACAGCCUUGAGAAACUCCAUGUACUUUCCAACUUAACUAUAGUGGAUACCUUGAUGAACAGCUCUGUCAUGGUGAAACUCCUCCAAAAUAUCUGGAAGUCAUCUUUUGAGGAACUUGCAUUUCUAAACAUAACUUAUAAUGAAGAUACUCCAUAUGGAUUUCAAUUCCCCAGUCAGAACCAUACACCCAGUUUACAAGCAGUGGUUUUUAAUGGUGUGAACCACUAUCAGUAUCGGUAUCCUACUAUCAACAUGAGCAUGGACUUGAUUUCUCAACUGACUUACUUGAAGUUCUCUGGUACUGGAAUGAAUAUUCUUCCAUGCAAUCUCAUUUCAGUUAUACCAUCACUGCAAAUUUUGGACCUGUCCAACAACCUUUUGGAUGAUACAGGAUUCUGGUGGUAUUUGUGUUCAUAUGAGGGUGUGUUUCCAGCUUUGAGACGGCUUUCGUUAAACAACAAUCGUUUUUCUGACCUGGCAUAUAUUUCUAAGAGGACACAUGAAAUGAAGGUUUUAACAUCCCUCGACUUAAGUUUCAACUCCAUUCAGAUUGGAUCGGAUCCAUGCUCCUGGCCUUCACACCUCACUGAACUAAAUCUCAGCCAUAACAACUUGGGCGACGCUAUAUUUCAAUAUCUGUCCCCUCAUUUCCAAAAGAUUGACCUCUCCAAAACAGGCAUAAGUGUCAUCUCCCAAAACAUCCUCUCACAGUUCCCCAGACUCACACAUCUCAUCCUGAGCUUUAACAGCAUACAGUUCAUCCCCUCAGAUCUCCAUGCACCUGCACUGCAAACCCUUUAUGUUGAUCAGAAUGCCAUUACGUCCAUUGACCAGGCUGCACUGGAGGGCCUCUCCAGCCUGAAGACUUUAAAAGCAGGUAACAAUCCAUUUAUCUGUGAUUGUGACUCUUUUUGGUUUGUGACCACAUUGAAUAAGGCUCUUCUUCCGGACUGGCCAUUAGACUACACAUGCAGUUCUCCACCAUCACUAGCAGGAAAGUACUUAGACUCGUACAAACCGGGAAAACUUCCAUGUCUACCAGGACUCCAGGCAGCAGUGGCUCUACCAGUAAUUAUUACUAUUACAGCUGCUUUGGGCAUCAUUUUCUAUGUAUGUGAUGGUGUCUGGUACACCAAAAUGCUCUGGGUAUGGAUAAGAGUGAAGCGUCGGCGCACCAAACAGGCAGAUAAAUUGAUGAACAGCACCUUUCUUUACCAUGCAUUCAUUUCCUACAGCCAGCACGAUUGCACCUGGGUUGACUCUGAACUAGUCCCGACUUUGGAGGGUGCAGGCUUGUCCAUCUGCAUUCACGAGCGAGACUUUGUACCUGGCCAGUGGAUUCUGGACAAUAUCAUUAGUUGUGUGGAAAGCAGCUACAAAACAAUCUUUAUCCUGUCAAAGCACUUUGUUCAGAGUGAAUGGUGCAACUAUGAGCUCUUUUUCGCUCAGCACAGAGCGAUUAGUGUGAAGGAUGACUCAUUGGUCUUUAUUCUGUUGGAACCCAUUCCAUCUGACUCUUUACCUAAGAAGUUCUUGAGGCUAAGAACUUUGCUAAGGCAAAAAACCUAUCUGGAGUGGCCAAAAGAUGAAACCAAAAAAAAAGUUUUUUGGUCUAGUCUCAGGUCCAUCCUGCAGACUGCAGACAAAAGUAUGGUGAUGAAAGAGAUUGCUUUUGACAUAGCUGAAAAUGCUCUUUUAUUGAAUGCUCAAAAGUAAAAUUUCCUACAAACUGCCAUUUUACUCAAGUUUACUUUUGUGUCAAGGGUUGCUGCAGGAGAACCAAAAUAAUAGCAGCAUGUACGGUACCUUAGCGUUUUAUUCUUCUGAUACCACAGUAAUUUGUCAGUGAUUCAUUUUUGUAUUAAUGAAACAACAUAUACUUUUUUUCUUUAUACUUAAAUUUAAUGAUGCGAACAUUGACAAACAAGUUAGUUCCUGUUAUCACUUCUCUUAUAGCAGCUAUAAACAAUUGUUCCCUAACCAGCCCCCUUCUCUCUCUCUCUCUCUCUCAGUUAAGAAGACAAAAAAGUAUAGCAUGUGUAGCAGCUUCUCAUGUUAUGGAGAAAGUACAGACUUUUCUGUGUCAGAAAACUUAACCUGUUCAUGCAGCGCGUCUUCCAAACAAGUCUCUGUGUUAGUUGUGAGAGAAAUGAUAAUACAUUCGAAUAAGUGCAUUAAUGUGGGGCGUCGUGGCUCAGGUGGAUAAGGCGCCAUACCAUAAAUCCGGGGACCUGGGUUUGAUUCCGGCCUGAGGUUAUUUCCCAAUCCCUCCCCGUCUCUCUCUCCCGCUCAUUUCCUGUCUCUACUAUACUGUCCUAUCCAAUAAAGGUGA